GGGAGUAAUAAUAAAUAGAGCCGUAUAAGAAGCCACCUCUCAAAAUACAUAAAAUUAAGAAGUAUCCAUGUUCAAAGCCCCCAUUGAUGGUCUCCCAUCAUCUCCUCCAAUUUCCAGCCCCCACCUUCUUCAAUUUUUGUGCAGAAACAAACAAGAUUAAAUUGCCUUCAGCUAUUUAGGAUUUACCCUCUUCCCAUAUUUUCUCUCUCCAAUCUUUAAAUGCCAGCUUGUCUCUCAUAGUUCACGAUUAAAUACCUCAUCUUUUUUCUUCGUGUUGCCUGGAAAAUUUUGUUCCAAAUCGUUUCCUUUUGUCAAUCUUCGAAUCACCCUUAAUUUUUGCGAAUUUCCCAUUUUAUAAUUGGUUGAUUGCUUCAACAUUACUCCAACUUUCUAGGGGUGCUCUGUAUUCUGCUGAUUGAUCGAAAGGUUGAGUAUGGAUCCACAUGAUGAUGUGAACCACAAUGUUGUGAACCACAAUGUUGUGAAUCACAAUGUUGUGAACCACAAUGAUGAUGAUGAAGAGAAUGAUAUUGAAAACCCUGGAGACCUGGAUUUCAAGGAGGAGGAGAGAUGGGGAUCCAUGUCGGAGAGGAAUAUGUCUUCAAUGAAGAUGCCACUUCUGAGAAAACGGACAAAUACUACCUCACAGAUCGCUGUUGUUGGUGCCAAUUCCUGCCCCAUUGAGAGCCUUGACUAUGAGAUGAUAGAAAAUGAUUUGUUUAAGCAAGAUUGGAGGUCAAGAAAAAGGGUUCAAAUAUUUCAGUAUGUCUUCCUAAAGUGGGGAUUGGCUCUCCUAAUUGGUCUUGCUACUGGACUUGUUGGCUUCUUCAACAACAUUGCAGUUGAAAAUAUAUCUGGUUUCAAGUUAUUGCUGACUAACAAACUGAUGCUUGAGGGAAGUUUUUUCAAGGCUUUUCUUGCAUUUGCUGGUUGCAACAUAACGUUUGCUGCUGCUGCCGGAGUACUUUGUGCAUAUAUUGCUCCUGCUGCUGCUGGAUCUGGUAUUCCUGAGGUCAAAGCUUAUCUUAAUGGUGUUGACGCUCCCUCGAUAUUGGCUCCUAGCACCCUCUUUGUAAAGAUUUUUGGUUCUGUCUUUGGUGUUUCCGCCGGGUUUGUUGUUGGUAAGGAAGGACCUAUGGUUCAUACUGGUGCUUGCAUCGCCAAUCUACUUGGUCAGGGUGGCUCUCGCAAGUAUGGGUUGACCUGGAAUUGGCUCAGAUAUUUCAAGAAUGACAGAGAUCGUCGAGAUUUGAUCACUUGUGGUGCUGCAGCUGGAGUGGCUGCUGCUUUUCGUGCUCCUGUUGGUGGUGUUCUUUUCGCCCUUGAAGAAGCAGCUUCCUGGUGGAGGAGUGCUCUUCUUUGGAGAACAUUUUUCACCACAGCUGUAGUAGCCAUAGUGUUGAGAGGCUUCAUUCAAUAUUGUUGGACUGGGAAAUGUGGUCUGUUCGGUCAGGGUGGGUUGAUCAUGUAUGAUGUCAGUAAAGAGGUAUCAAGUUAUGGUGGUUAUGAUAUCUUGGCAGUGAUAUUUCUUGGAGUUGUUGGAGGUGUUCUGGGAGCUUUCUAUAACUAUCUUAUCGACAAGGUCCUCCGCACUUACAGCAUCAUUAAUGAAAAAGGUCCGUCAUUCAGAGUUCUACUUGUUAUAGUUAUAUCUGUCCUGACAACAUGCUGUGCCUUCGGCCUUCCAUGGUUAGCAAAGUGCACUCCAUGUCCUAUAGAUGCAGGCAGCAAGUGCCCAACUGUUGGUGAAAUCGGGCACUACAAGAGAUUUCAGUGUCCACCUGGCUACUACAACGAUCUUGCUUCCCUCUUUCUCACCACAAACGAUGAUGCUAUUCGCAAUCUUUUCAGCAACGCUAUCAUAAGAGAAUUUCAGAUGUCUUCACUCUUCAUUUUUUUCGUCGCAAUCUAUUUUCUCGGGAUUAUCACCUAUGGGAUUGCGGUACCUGCAGGACUUUUCAUCCCUGUAAUUUUAGGCGGAAGUGUUUAUGGACGUAUUGUGGGAAGAGUCUUCCAUUCUUUGUCAGUGCUUGAUACUGGUCUAUUCUCUCUUCUAGGGGCCGCCUCAUUCCUUGGUGGAACAAUGAGAAUGACGGUCUCUUUGUGCGUGAUAUUGCUCGAGCUUACCAAUAAUUUAUUAUUGCUCCCUCUUGUGAUGAUAGUUCUCCUUAUAUCAAAAACAGUGGCAGAUUGCUUCAACCACGGUGUGUAUGACCAAAUAUUGAAGCUAAAAGGGUUGCCAUAUUUGGAAGCCCACGCAGAAGCUUACAUGAAGCACUUGGUAGCCGGGGAUGCUGUUUCUGGUCCGUUAGUCACGUUUUCAGGAGUUGAGAGAGUGGAGACUGUUGUACAUGCUUUGCAGAGUACCGGACAUAAUGGUUUUCCUGUUAUUAAUGAACCACCUUUCUCAGAUACACCUGAGUUAUGUGGAUUGGUUCUGAGGUCCCAUCUGCUUGUUUUGCUUAAGGCAAAGUAUUUCUCCCAUGAUAGCAGGCUUUCAGGUAGAGAUAUCAGAAAGAAGUUCUCUCCGUUUGACUUUGCGAAGCCUGGCACCGGGAAAGGGCUCAAGUUGGAGGAUAUAACUAUUACAGAGGAAGAGAUGAAUAUGUAUAUCGAUCUUCAUCCAAUAACUAAUGCAUCUCCAUACACUGUGCUCGAGACAAUGUCGUUAGCUAAAGCUAAAAUUCUCUUCAGGCAAAUCGGACUCAGACAUAUGUGCGUGGUACCCAAGAGUCAAGGGAGAUCUCCAAUUGUUGGAAUUUUGACACGGCAUGACUUCAUGCCUGAGCAUAUACUCGGACUUUACCCCCAUAUGAGGCAGCAUAAGUAAAUUUAUCUAUGGAGAGCUCAAUGUUCGGUGAAUAUUUUGGUUUCUCAUUUAUACAGAAUUCUUUUUUCCCCAAUUUUCCUCUAUUUUCCAAAGCAAGUGAAGUCGCCACUAUGAAGUUGGUUUGGAAUUUGGAGGUAUUUCCAGUGUCCACCUGGAACUCGGAAGAAGGUUGAUUGGCAUCAUAUACUCCGUGUCAUGUGAAUAUUCAUUCAUACUCCGUACAUUUAUAUUACUGCAAGUUAGAAGGUCUGGUCUGCUUACAGAAAUUUCAUCAGGAAAUACUGAAAUAGGCCCUUAGUAGACAGGGGAAAUGUUCUACAUAUUAGUAUAUUGUUGGAAUGUUAAUAGAUAAAGUUUUUCUGAUUUUUAUAUUUCAAUUUUGUGAGAUAGGGAUAAUGAGAGGUUAUCCAUAUUCAUGGAAUUUGGACCCGGAAAUUUUCCUGGUAGUCUUUGUUUUUGUUACAGUGUAAAUGGCAAGGCAAACAAUUGUGCUGAAUAAUUACUGGUAUCUUAAUAUCAGCUUUCUGUUAUACUGAUAGUUCGUCAUUUUGAGUUA
This is a messenger RNA of Spinacia oleracea (spinach), 3386 nucleotides long. Its product is annotated as chloride channel protein CLC-c. The record is from RefSeq and is a predicted model, not a curated record. Bases 434 to 2830 code for a protein of 798 amino acids. Gene Ontology annotation, biological process: transmembrane transport; chloride transport. Gene Ontology annotation, molecular function: voltage-gated chloride channel activity. The transcript is spliced from 8 exons. NCBI's taxonomy places the organism in Eukaryota, Viridiplantae, Streptophyta, Magnoliopsida, Caryophyllales, Amaranthaceae. Gene Ontology annotation, cellular component: plant-type vacuole membrane; intracellular membrane-bounded organelle.